Lecanosticta acicola is the source of this 516-nucleotide messenger RNA. The record is from the annotation of a GenBank genome assembly. NCBI's taxonomy places the organism in Eukaryota, Fungi, Ascomycota, Dothideomycetes, Mycosphaerellales, Mycosphaerellaceae.
AUGGUGAGCAAGACCGUGGAUCAAGCUGAAACUUCGCAGCUGACAACAAUGCAGACCACUCCAAACACCACCGAGCAGAACUCCUUCCUCAAGCUCAACCCAAAGACAUCCACCCCCCCAAAGGUAGCUCCACUUCCCACCCGCCGCGUCUUCGCCGUUGGCCCAGCGCUCAUGGACGAACAGGAGAACAACAAGCCAGCCGAACCCACCGGCUACCUCGCCCAGACGCACCUCAAGAACACGUACGAGUCCGCCGCCAUCAACGAGACCGCACACGCUCCACCAUCCCUGGCCGCCGCCGGCUUCGCUCACAUCGACGUCCAGGCCUUCAUGGGCGGCGACCCGCCGGACACUGACAAGAAGAUGGCGAAGAAGUGUCUCGUGGGCGCGAUUGCGAGCUUCAUCAACAUGAGCCGCCAGGGCGAUGCGGCUAAGUUGCAGGAGAUGGGAGAGCAGGUCUUCGACGAGAAGGAGUUUGGAGAGGCUAUGAAGGAGGCGUUUGAGCAGAAGAAGUAG